Molecule: messenger RNA, 1479 nt
Organism: Didymella exigua CBS 183.55
Lineage: Eukaryota; Fungi; Ascomycota; Dothideomycetes; Pleosporales; Didymellaceae
Product: ERG4/ERG24 ergosterol biosynthesis protein
Exons: 3
Coding region: 1-1479 (492 amino acids)
Biological process (GO): ergosterol biosynthetic process
Cellular component (GO): endoplasmic reticulum membrane
Molecular function (GO): Delta14-sterol reductase activity
Source: RefSeq, a predicted model, not a curated record
AUGGCAUCGAAACGCAAAGCCGACGAGUCGCUCGAGAAGCCGCAUGGCUACGAGUUCCUUGGCCCCCCCGGCGCCUUUGUCAUCUCCUUUGGCCUGCCUGUCCUGGUCUACGUCUUCACCUUCCUGUGCAACGACAUCUCGGGCUGCCCCGCGCCUGUCCUGCUCUCGCCCUCAAACUUCAGCUUGGACCAGCUGAAGAAGGAGGUGGGCUGGACGGGCGUCGAGGGUCUGCUCAACACCAACGCCGUCCUCGGCACCCUGGGCUACUACCUGCUCAGUCUGACGCUGCACGCCUUCCUGCCCAGCACCAACGUCCAGGGCACCGAGCUCAGGAGCGGCGGAAAGCUGGACUAUCGCUUCAAUGCCUUUAGCUCCGCCAUGUUCACCAUGGCCAUUCUCGGCGCCGGCACGGUCGUGUACGGCGCCGACUGGUCUGUGUGGACCUUCAUCACCGACAACUACGUCGCCAUCCUGACCUCCAACAUACUCAUCUCCUACUUCCUGGCCACGUACGUCUACGUGCGCUCUUUCAGCGUCAAGCACCCCAAGGACCCCGCCAUGCGCGAGCUCGCUGCCGGCGGCCACUCGGGCAACGUCCUCUACGACUGGUUCAUCGGCCGUGAGCUCAACCCCCGCGUUGUGCUGCCCAUGUUCGGCGAGGUCGACAUCAAGGCCUGGUGCGAGCUGCGCCCCGGCAUGCUCGGCUGGAUCAUCAUGGACCUGGCCUUUAUCAUGAAGCAGUACCGCAACCACGGCCGCGUCACCGACUCCAUCAUCCUCGUCACCGCCGCCCAGGCCAUUUACACCUUUGACGCCCUGUACAUGGAGCCCGCCAUCCUGACCACCAUCGACCUGAUUGCCGACGGCUUCGGCAUGAUGCUGUCGUUUGGCGACCUCGUCUGGGUCCCCUUCACCUACAGCCUGCAGGCCCGCUACCUCUCCGUCUACCCCGUCGACCUCGGCCUCCAGGGCAUCGUCGCCGUCCUCGCCGUCCAGGGCGCCGGCUACUACCUGUUCCGCGCCGUCAACAACGAGAAGAACCGCUUCCGCACCAACCCCGACGACCCGCGCGUCGCCCACCUCCGGUACAUUGAGACGGCCGCCGGCUCGCGCCUGCUCGUCUCGGGCUGGUGGGGCACCGCCCGCCACAUCAACUACCUGGGCGACUGGUUCAUGAGCUGGUCCUACGUCCUGCCCACCGCCCUGUCGGGCUACGUCAUCCGCAAUGUCGCCGAGCACCCCAUCCAGGCCGCCCAGGCGGACGCCUACUUGUUCAAGAACAGCUACGGCAAGUAUGUUGUGCCCGACGGCGCAAAGGGCUGGGGCGUCAUCUUCACCUACUUCUUCAUGGUCUACUUUGCCGUCCUGCUCGUCCAUCGCGAGCGGCGCGACGAGGAAAAGUGCAGGAGGAAGUACGGCAAGGACUGGGACCGCUAUGUUGAGCUUGUGCCCUACAGGAUCAUCCCGUAUGUCUACUGA